UUGAGAUUCCCAAUCUAAUCUCAAAAACGUCGAAAGACAAAAUCCCCAGUCAGCCAACGAACCACUUAUGCAUAUCUUUCCACCAUGCCUUCACCACCAGAACCACCACAGCACCGCCACAACCACCUCUCUAACUUCCUCAACUCAACCACCAAAACCCUCUUUUCUAUUCUCUCUCCGCCCAACAUCCUACCUUUAGCACCACCCCAACCCAAAAUUUGCAUAUCUUUCCACCUCCCCAACGCCCCCCUCCCACUCACUCAAUCAACUCUCUCUCUCUUGGAGUCAACUCAGCUUGACUCAUUAUCCCCUUCAAAAUCAUCAUCAGCCUCUGUCAAGGACAUAUCUUCUGCUGAGUCUAAUUCUGGGUUUCCAUCAGCAGUCAGGAUUGGAAGGCUUAAUCCUAAUGGAAAUGGUGGUGGGCCUGCUUUUGUGGGGCAGGUCUUUAGCAUGUGUGAUCUUUCAGGGACUGGUCUCAUGGCUGUUUCUACUCAUUUUGAUGUUCCCUUCAUUUCCAAAAGGACACCAGAGUGGCUUAAGAAGAUAUUUGCAACGGUUACCAAGGGCGAGAGGAAUGGUCCUGUUUUCCGUUUCUUCAUGGAUUUAGGCGAUGCUGUUGCAUAUGUUAAACGGCUGAAUAUUCCAAGUGGUGUGGUGGGCGCUUGUCGUCUUGACUUAGCAUAUGAACACUUCAAGGAGAAACCUCACUUGUUUCAGUUUGUUCCAAAUGAGAAACAGGUCAAGGCAGCCAACCAACUUCUGAAGUCCAUUCCACAUGGUGAUGGGAGCAGGAGGGUUGAUGGAGUUCCUGUUUUCAGUGCUCAAAACUUAGAUAUUGCAAUAGCUACUACAGACGGGAUUAAGUGGUAUACUCCAUACUUCUUUGAUAAAAACAUGCUGGAUAACAUUCUUGAGGAGUCUGUUGAUCAGCAUUUUCAUGCUUUAAUUCAAACACGGCACAUGCAACGCCGACGUGAUGUGAUUGAUGAUAAUGUUGCUGCAGAAGUGAUUGAAGAAAUGGGGGACAGCCUAUUGGAGCCACCAGAGGUUCAGGAAGUGCUAGAUGAGAUGGGGCAUCCUGCAAUACCUUUGAGUGUCAUUUCGAAGGCUGCAGAAAUUCAGCUUCUUUAUGCUGUUGACAAAGUUCUUCUUGGUAAUAGGUGGUUGAGAAAAGCCACUGGCAUUCAGCCAAAAUUUCCGUACUUGGUUGAUUCAUUUGAAAGAAGGAGUGCAUCUUCUUUACGAAGAGCGUUAGAAUCAACCAGCUGUCUUGCCAACAGUAAAAUAGAUGAUAGCACUUCAGAACAUAAAUUAAAAGACAAUGUUCAAACAGAUCAUGAACAGAGAAAAGAUCUGCGGUUGCCAUUUGGAGAUUGGUUUAGUCAUCCAUGGUUGAAAAAACACAGCAAAUCGGAACGGGAAUCAGACACAAGAAAGGAAGGCUUAUCAAAGGAUUGCUUAAAAUGGAAGUCAGAGUCUAAUCCUUUUCUUCCGAAGGUGACGAUGGUUGGUGUCUCAACUGGAGAUGCAGGACAAUUGAGCAAAUCCAGUUUGAAGAAGACUAUGGAGGAUCUGACAAAAGAGCUGGAGCAAACAGAUGAGGCAAAUGACAGUUUUAUUAGCAAUAGUAGUAGUGAGUUCAAAGCUAACGAUAGGGAUCCACUAUUUGUUGCAAAUGUGGGCGAUUACUAUUCAGGCAUGGCAAAGACAGGCAUCUCUCGAUGAGUCCGUGGAGAAAACAACUGAAGUGCCGCCCAAAACAAAAAAAAAAAAGAAGGGGUUCUUUGGCAUGAGUUUUUUUUUUUUGUUUUUUAACCAAAGUGAAAGAUAGAUGUAAAUUGUAAAGUUGAUAGUGCACUGUAUAACAGGUCAUAUGUCGGCUAGCUUCUUACAGAGUCUAUUAUUACUGGUGCAUCUUGUUUUGAAGUCCUAAUGUUGUAAAAAGUUAAUUGUGUAAUUUGAUACAGCAUCUGACAGAUGAGCUGAUUUUGUCACGUGGCUUGAAUUUCGAGACAUCAAAGGUUUUUGUA
Populus nigra (black poplar) is the source of this 2030-nucleotide messenger RNA. RefSeq lists its product as uncharacterized. The record is from RefSeq and is a predicted model, not a curated record. Gene Ontology annotation, biological process: protein transport. The transcript is spliced from 9 exons. Lineage: Eukaryota; Viridiplantae; Streptophyta; Magnoliopsida; Malpighiales; Salicaceae. The coding region runs from base 85 to 1725 and encodes 546 amino acids.